GGCCGCUCCCUAUGCUUGUGUGUGCUGGAGUCCCUGCAAUAGUGCAUUGUAGUGUCAAUGUGUUGUGAACAAUUUAGAUUUCUGCCCGUGUACCGUAGACAUCGAGAGCUGCACUGUGAUCAACCGCGUAGAGUCUCACUCGUCAACCACGUGGCUUUUGCCGGUUCCGCUUUCGAAGAACAAUAGCGACUGCUUUUUUUGUGAUUUUUACUGAAUAGUGAUAGUGUUGCAGACUAAUCCAUCCUCGCAUACAUCGCUCGUGUUUGUGCUCGAGAACUGAAUGGUGAAGAAGCAACCGAACGGUAGCAGUGUGAAUUAUUUCCACUUUUUCAGCUCGUUCAGCUUGGCGUCCGUAUUGUUUGACAUUAGCGAAGAUUACAGCAACAUGGCCUGUCUUCCACAAUCGGCGUUCGCGGUGCACAAGAUCCGGCAGGCACAGAACGAGAAGGAUCUCACUGUCGCUCGGCUUAUGGGUGACAAGCAAGGUCCGAGAUAUUUAAACAAGAAUACUCUCGACCUAACACCGGUCAAGUACAAUGGCAAGCUGAUGAAUAGCAUCUGGGGUUUGUACAAUCGCUAUUCGCCACACAACUUUAAGAAAAACAAUGGAUCCGUCGGGGGUUUCUUUGGCAUGCAACAGCCCUUCGCUGUUGCAUGCUCUCCGAUGGAGAAACAACCACCGGUGGUUGAUCCAACCGACCAGAAGUAGACUUGGAAACAAGUUGUGAAUGGUUCUCAUUGUUUUAAUAGAUUGUAGAAUCCUCAAUGUGAUUUUUUGGAAUAAAGGUUUA
Anopheles nili is the source of this 791-nucleotide messenger RNA. RefSeq lists its product as uncharacterized. Bases 281 to 709 code for a protein of 142 amino acids. NCBI's taxonomy places the organism in Eukaryota, Metazoa, Arthropoda, Insecta, Diptera, Culicidae. The record is from RefSeq and is a predicted model, not a curated record. The transcript has 4 exons.